AUGUCUUCCCUCACUGUGGGAGACCAUGCUCUGCCCCAUGAGUCGAGAGAGACCAUGGUGAGCAUUACUGGAGAUUCUGAAAGCACCACUACUGUUACCAACUAUGAUGCCGCUCAUACGACAGAUCACAGCACCAGCCGUGCCGAAGGCUGGUCUUUGAUGCCUCAAGUCAAGGAACAUAACGAACGCGAUGCACAAUCUGGAUUCAAGCGUCGAGAAUUGGGCGUCACAUGGCAGAAUCUCAGUGUUGAAGUCGUCAGCGCAGAGGCUGCUGUCCAGGAAAACUUUCUCUCCCAAUUCAACAUCCCCAAGCUUGCUAAAGAAUCCCGCAACAAACCACCUCUUCGAACCAUCCUCGACAACAGCCAUGGCUGCGUCAAGCCCGGGGAAAUGCUUCUGGUUCUCGGUCGUCCUGGAUCCGGUUGCACGACUUUGCUGAAGAUGCUUGCCAACCAGCGACUUGGCUACAGGUCGAUUAAGGGAGAUGUUCGAUAUGGAUCGAUGACGGCGCAGGAGGCUAAACAGUACCGGUCCCAGAUUGUCAUGAACACCGAGGAAGAACUUUUCUUCCCGAGUCUGAAAGUGGGCGAGACGAUGGACUUUGCUACUCGACUGAAGGUGCCUUUCCGUCUACCGAAUGGGGUUGAAUCGCAAGAAGCCUACCGCGAAGAAUACAAGAACUUCUUGCUCGAGUCCAUGGGCAUUUCGCACACCGUUGAUACCAAGGUUGGCAACGAAUACAUUCGAGGUGUUUCAGGUGGUGAGCGCAAGCGCGUCUCGAUUAUUGAAUGUCUCGCUACUCGGGCAUCGGUCUUCUGCUGGGACAACAGUACUCGAGGUCUCGACGCCAGUACAGCCCUUGAGUGGACCAAGGCUGUCCGUGCUAUGACCGAUGUUCUGGGUUUGUCCACGAUUGUCACUCUUUACCAGGCUGGCAAUGGUAUCUACGAUCUCUUUGAUAAGGUCCUGGUUUUGGAUGAGGGCAAACAGAUCUACUAUGGCCCCAUGACCCAAGCAAAGCCUUACAUGGAGGCGCUGGGCUUUGUUUGCCGCGACGGUUCCAAUGUUGCCGAUUUCUUGACCGGUGUCACCGUGCCCACCGAACGCAAAAUCCGCCCCGGUUUCGAAGCGCGCUUUCCACGGAAUUCCGACGCUAUGCUAGAAGAGUACAACAAAUCUGUCGUGAAGGCCGAUAUGGUCAGCGAAUACGACUACCCCGACUCCGAAUACUCGAUGCAACGAACGGAGGACUUCAGAGUAGCGGUGGCGGAGGAAAAGGCCAAGCAGCUACCGAAAAACAGUCCCUUCACUGUCGAUUUCAUGAACCAGGUUAAAAUUUGCGUUAUGCGACAGUAUCAAAUCCUCUGGGGUGACAAGGGCACGUUCAUUGUCAAGCAGGUUUCGACCUUGGUCCAAGCCCUAAUCUCUGGUUCACUUUUCUACGAUGCUCCCAAUAACUCUGGCGGUCUCUUCGUCAAAUCCGGUGCUCUGUUCUUCGCUCUUCUCUACAACUCGCUCUUGGCCAUGUCUGAAGUCACAGAUUCAUUCCAGGGACGUCCGGUCUUGAUCAAGCACAAGCAAUUUGGGCUCUUCCACCCCGCCGCGUUCUGCCUCGCGCAGAUCGCUGCGGAUAUUCCCGUUCUCAUAUUCCAAGUCUCUAUCUUCGCGCUCCCUCUGUACUUCAUGGUCGGCCUUGAUAUGGAUGCAGGGAAAUUCUUCACCUUCUGGAUUGUGGUAUUUGCGACUACGAUGGCCAUGACUGCCAUCUUCCGCGCCUGCGGAGCCGCCUUUAGGACGUUUGACGCCGCAUCGAAAGUCUCGGGUUUCCUAAUCUCGGCCACCGUUAUGUACACUGGUUACAUGAUUCGUAAACCCGAAAUGCACCCAUGGUUCGUUUGGAUCUACUGGAUUGACCCCUUGGCCUAUGGCUUCGACGCCCUGCUAUCCAACGAGUUUCACGGCAAGACCAUUCCUUGCGUAGGCACCAACCUUGUGCCUGCCGGACCGGGCUACGAGAAUGCCACCACUGGUGCCUGUACUGGUGUUGGCGGUUCCAUCCCUGGUGUGGACUUCGUCACAGGUGAUGAUUAUCUCGCAUCGCUCUCGUACAGCCACACUCACGUCUGGCGCAACUUCGGUAUCCUCUGGGCUUGGUGGGCUCUUUUUGUGGCCAUCACGAUUGUGGCGACUACCCGCUGGAAAGGUUCUUCUGAGAACGGCCCCUCGCUUUUGAUUCCGCGCGAGAGUGUGGAAAAGCAUCGCCAGCAUGGCCACCGCGAUGAGGAAUCCCAGACGAACGAGAAGGCCUCCACCAAGCUUCAGAGCGAAGGUGCUCAGGAUUCGAGCGACAUUGACAACCAACUUGUCCGGAACACGUCCGUAUUCACCUGGAAAGACCUUUGCUACACUGUCAAAACUCCCAGUGGUGACCGCCAGUUGCUCAACCACGUUUAUGGAUGGGUAAAACCUGGGAUGCUUGGUGCUCUUAUGGGUUCAUCCGGAGCUGGAAAAACGACUCUGCUCGAUGUUCUUGCUCAGCGGAAGACUGCUGGUACGAUCCAUGGCUCAAUUCUCGUCGAUGGACGCCCUCUCCCAGUCUCUUUCCAACGUUCAGCCGGUUAUUGCGAGCAGCUUGAUGUCCAUGAAGCUUUUGCCACGGUCCGUGAAGCUCUCGAGUUUUCAGCUUUGCUCCGCCAGCCACGUGAAACGCCUGAAGAAGAAAAGCUGAAGUAUGUUGACGUUAUUAUCGACCUUCUGGAACUUCACGACAUUGCCGACACGCUCAUCGGUCGCGUUGGCGCUGGUCUCAGUGUUGAACAGCGCAAGCGUGUCACCAUCGGUGUUGAACUUGUCUCCAAGCCUAGCAUCCUGAUCUUCCUGGACGAACCCACAUCUGGUCUUGAUGGCCAGUCCGCCUACAACACAGUCCGCUUCCUCCGCAAGCUGGCUGAUGUCGGCCAAGCUGUGCUAGUGACGAUCCACCAGCCCUCUGCUCAACUGUUUGCUGAAUUUGAUAGCCUGCUGCUUCUGGCUAAGGGCGGAAAGAUGGUGUACUUUGGCGAUAUCGGCGACAACGGCUCAACCGUGAAGGACUACUUCGCUCGCCACGGGGCUCCUUGCCCUCCCGACGCUAACCCGGCAGAACACAUGAUCGACGUCGUUUCUGGCUCCCUAUCUCAAGGCCGUGACUGGCAUGAGGUCUGGAAAGCAUCCCCCGAACACAGCAACGCGCAGAAGGAACUAGAUAGGAUUGUCAGCGACGCAGCCUCCAAGCCGCCUGGGACCCUGGACGACGGCCGCGAAUUUGCCAUGCCUCUCUGGCAACAAACAGUCAUUGUCACCAAGCGUACCUGCCUGGCCGUCUACCGCAACACCGACUACAUCAACAACAAGCUUGCCCUCCACAUUAGCUCCGCCCUCUUCAACGGCUUCUCGUUCUGGAAGAUGGGCGAAUCCGUCGGUGAACUCCAACUCAAGCUCUUCGCCCUCUUCAACUUCAUCUUCGUCGCCCCAGGUACGAUCGCGCAGCUGCAACCUCUCUUCAUCGAACGCCGUGAUAUCUACGACGCCCGUGAGAAGAAGUCACGCAUGUACUCCUGGGUUGCCUUCGUCACCGGCCUGGUCAUCUCCGAACUGCCAUACCUCGUCCUCUGCGCCGUCCUCUACUUCGUGUGCUUCUACUACCAAACCGGCAUGCCCACAUCCUCCGACAAAGCCGGCGCCGUCUUCUUCGUCAUGCUCCUCUACGAGGCCCUCUACACCGGAAUCGGCCAGUUCAUCUCCGCCUACGCGCCCAACGCCGUCGCCGCAUCCCUCACCAACCCGCUCGUGAUCGGUGUCCUCGUCUCCUUCUGCGGCGUCCUCGUCCCCUACCAGCAAAUCCAGGAGUUCUGGCGCUACUGGAUCUACUGGCUGAACCCCUACAACUACCUCAUGGGCUCGCUGCUCACGUUCACCGUCUUCGACGUCGACGUCAAGUGCCGCGAGUCGGAGUUCGCGACCUUCGAUCCCCCCAACGGCUCCACUUGCAUCGACUACCUCGCCACGUAUCUGCAGGGCUUGGGCGCCCGCGCCGACCUCGUCAACCCGGACGCUACCUCCCAGUGCCAGGUCUGCCAGUACACCCGUGGAAGCGACUAUCUGUACAGUCUGAACCUGAAGGACUACUACUACGGGUGGCGGGAUACCGCGAUUGUCGCGCUCUUCGUCUUCAGUAGUUACGGUCUCGUUUACCUGCUCAUGAAGCUGAGGACCAAGGCUUCGAAGAAGGCUGAGCAGUAG
Aspergillus mulundensis is the source of this 4281-nucleotide messenger RNA. RefSeq names its product putative ABC multidrug transporter. Gene Ontology annotation, cellular component: membrane. The record is from RefSeq and is a predicted model, not a curated record. Gene Ontology annotation, molecular function: ATP binding; ATP hydrolysis activity; ABC-type transporter activity. Lineage: Eukaryota; Fungi; Ascomycota; Eurotiomycetes; Eurotiales; Aspergillaceae. Gene Ontology annotation, biological process: transmembrane transport. The coding region runs from base 1 to 4281 and encodes 1426 amino acids. The transcript is spliced from 4 exons.